UGAAGCUACUAUGUAUGAAAAGGCGAAAAUUGAACGGUUAAGAGAACGUUUUAAAUCGAGCUAUCCCCAUGUCUCUCCCCCUUCAUCAAACCCUACAAACCGCUGUGUCCUGCGUCUCUCGUCCUCUCCUUCCUCCGCGCGUGCGAACUCGUCGAGCACUCUCCUCACGUGCCGCACUUCCCUCCUCUAGCAGGACCCAAGGAAUAAUGGAGAGGGUUUCAACAAGUAGUGAAGUUGGUGGCGCUGGAGGCUCUAACUCAUACAGUGGCUUGAAAAGAUUAGACCAACUGUGGUCUAAUAUAUGUAACACUUCACCAGAAAUUAAGGAAAUCCAGGAAGUUGUUUCCCAGUUUAGUGGUUCAACCUACCACUCUGAUCUGGCUAACAACUCCAGUUGCAUGUUUGAUGUGUUAGUUUGUGGAGGUACUUUGGGCAUCUUUAUUGCCACCGCUUUAGUCUUGAAGGGCCUCCGUGUUGGCAUUGUUGAAAGAAACCUCAUUAAGGGGAGGGAACAAGAAUGGAAUAUCUCUAGAAAAGAGCUAAAGGAACUUGUCGAUGUUGGCAUUCUUUUAGAAGCAGAGAUUCAACAGGUCACUGCAAUCAAGUUCAAUCCUAACAGGUGUGGGUUUGAGAAAAAAGGUGAUGUUUGUGUUGAAGACAUUCUUAAUCUUGGUGUUUCGCCAGCCAAACUUCUUGAGAUUGUGAAGAAACGGUUUGUCUCCUUAGGCGGAUCUGUUUUUGAAAGCAAGUGUUUGUCCAGUAUAUCCAUUUACGAUGAUGCAGCUGUAUUGAAAUUGAGUGAUGGAGAUGUUUUAUCUUCUCGCCUCGUUGUGGAUUCAAUGGGUAAUUUCUCCCCAGUGGUGAAACAGAUCAGAUUGGGCAGAAAACCAGAUGGAUUUUGCCUUGUAGUAGGCUCUUGUGCUCGUGGUUUCAAGGAGAACACAACAAGUGACAUUAUAUUUAGUAACGCAACAGUGAAGAAGAUGGGGAACUCACUUUUGCAAUAUUUUUGGGAGGCAUUUCCUGCUGGUUCUGGUCCCACAGAUAGAACUACUUACCUCUUCACUUAUGUUGCUCCACAACCUGGCGCUCCAAGGCUAGAAGAGCUAUUAGAAGACUAUUGGGAUUCAAUGCCGGAUUACCAGGGAGUAGCUUUGGACAAAUUGGAGAUUCUAAGAGUUAAUUUUGGCAUUUUCCCCACUUACCGUGACAGCCCGCUUCCAGCAGCAUUUGACCGUAUUAUACAGGUUGGUGAUGCCAGCGGCAUCCAGUCCCCGGUUUCUUUUGGAGGUUUUGGUAGCAUGACCAGACACCUGAGUAGACUAUCAAAUGGAAUAUAUGAAGCAAUAUCUGGAGAUUUCGUGGAUAAGUACAGUUUGGGGUUGCUGAACCCUUAUAUGCCAAAUUUAAGUGCUUCAUGGUUGUUUCAAAGAGCAAUGUCAGCCCGGCCAAAUGCAGACGUUUCAUCAACUUUUAUUAACGAGCUUCUUUUCUAUAAUUUCCAGGCUAUGCAGAGCCUUGGGGAUUCAGUACUUCGGCCAUUCCUCCAGGAUGUCAUACAGUUUGGCCCUCUUGUGAAGACAUUGGGCUCUGUUAUGCUGAGCCACCCCAAUAUCCUUCCAUCAAUAUUCAGACAGGUCGGAGUUUCAGUGAUUCUUGAUUGGCUUGUGCAUUUUGUGAUGCUUGGUUGGUACACAUUACUAACAAGCUUUUUUGAUCCUCUCAUCAGGCCAUCAAUCAAAUUCCUUCCUCGAAAGAAGAAAUACGAAUUGAAUCGUAUUCUAGAAGCUUGGAAGUAUGGAUCUGGCUUGGAUUACAACCAAUCUGCGUGAAAAAAAUAUGGGGACGAGCUUCAUACUUGUAGAUUCCAAGGUCGGUCAUCAAACUAGUAACAAGGUCUUUCCAAGUCCUGCAUGAAAUCAGCAUUAUUUUGGAGAAAGGAAGAAUGGAGGAUCCUUUUGCUACUACUUCUUCAGGUGGAGUGAACCGAUGAGGAAUUAAUGUUUCUACCAUAGUUAUAGCCACUGUAAUUGCAAAGCUGUAAAGCACAUUUUGGAUCAACCAAACAAUAAAGAACUACGCAGAACGGCAUCACAUUGUUACAGAUGCAGAGUAAAGGUCCUUGAAUUUGAGUAAAAAUCCAUGUAGAAAUGGAAAAGAUGUAAUAACCAUUUAUCCUUGGGGGGUGUUCUGUUAACUUCUUAUCAAUGAAACAUAUUCCAGGUA
Messenger RNA from Asparagus officinalis (garden asparagus), 2226 nucleotides. RefSeq lists its product as uncharacterized. Bases 69 to 1832 code for a protein of 587 amino acids. The transcript has 19 exons. The record is from RefSeq and is a predicted model, not a curated record. NCBI's taxonomy places the organism in Eukaryota, Viridiplantae, Streptophyta, Magnoliopsida, Asparagales, Asparagaceae.